Messenger RNA from Diospyros lotus (date-plum), 1156 nucleotides. RefSeq lists its product as uncharacterized. The transcript has a single exon. The record is from RefSeq and is a predicted model, not a curated record. The coding region runs from base 50 to 793 and encodes 247 amino acids. NCBI's taxonomy places the organism in Eukaryota, Viridiplantae, Streptophyta, Magnoliopsida, Ericales, Ebenaceae.
AACCUUAUUUUCUCAGAAAAAGCGAGUGGCAUUACUCCGAAAGCAAACCAUGUGCGUCGGUCUUCAGCAGAACGUUAAUGGCCGCCUCAACAUCAAGGAGUUUUAUCUCCGGUUAUCCGUUUCCGACGCCCGGAAACCCACCUUUCCGGAUUCUCUCACCCUCCACUACCUCCCUCGCAUCAACGGAAGCGCGCUCGACAUCGGCUUCUCCAGGCUCCGACCCGACUCCCCCGGCUUCGUGACCCUGCACCGGGUCCUGUCGGCCGAGCGGGCUCCGAGGGUGGCGAUUUUCGGGAGCCGGGAGCGGGUAAGGGCCAGCGAAGGGGUCGGGUUUGAGGUCUACGUGGGGGACGAGAAGCUGUUGAAGGGGAUUUUCCGGCGAGGCGAGGAGGAGCAAGAGUGGAGAAUAGAGUGCAAGUGUGUUCUGGAGAGGGAGAUGGUUGGGCUGGUCGUGAGGGAGGCGGAGGUGUGCGUGGCGGCGGAGGAGGGCCAGGCGGCGGCGAUGAGUGCGAGGGUGGAGAUGGCGGUGGGGAGGCAGCGGUGGAGGAGGAGGUACUGUGGCUUGGAGGAUAUACCGGAGCAGAGAGAGGUGGAGUGUGAAAGCGAUGAGUGGGGUGGCUGCAGCUGCUCCGGCGACGAGGUUGAGAAGGAGGUGGCGCACGGAGAUUGCGUGGAGAUGGAGGGGGUGGGAUGGGCGGUGGACGUGGGUAUAUGGGUCAUGUGUUUGGGAAUCGGGUUUUUGGUUUCCAGAGCUUCUUCCGGAAGCCUCAGGCGGAUGAGAAAAUCAAAAUGAUUUUUUUUUUAAUUUGUUCUUAUUUCGAUUUUAAAAAGCAAAAGCAGGACAAAUUAGUCAUUUUAAUCAAUCAAUCUGCUCCACUUGUUUAACCCAUCAAAACCACAUAAUAUCACUGUCUAAUCUCUAAUUAACAAUUUUGGGUUUGAAUUAGUCAGUUCACUAACUUCACUCACUCAGAGACAGAGAGACUUCAUUUUAUAUAUUGUCUUAAAUUGUUAGCCUUAUUUUUAUUCUUUUAAAUUUCCUAAUCGACGUGGAGAUGGGAGUAAAUUAUUUUUUUUAAUUUGUUAUUAUUAAGUGGGAUGCGAUUGAACUAUUUUUGGCUAUUUUUCUUAUUCUUAUCGGCCUCGAAACACUCAG